This is a messenger RNA of Actinia tenebrosa (Australian red waratah sea anemone), 942 nucleotides long. RefSeq lists its product as uncharacterized. Gene Ontology annotation, biological process: DNA integration. Gene Ontology annotation, molecular function: nucleic acid binding; zinc ion binding. Lineage: Eukaryota; Metazoa; Cnidaria; Anthozoa; Actiniaria; Actiniidae. The record is from RefSeq and is a predicted model, not a curated record.
AUGAGCCGGAAGGUCAGUUUGUUUACUGUCAGGGAAGAACCAAAACCAAAAUCGAUUCUGAAGCCCUUACGCAAGUCUUCGAACCAACCCGAAAAAGAAGAGCCAUCAAACGUUGAUAAAAUUCCCUCCACAAUCUACAGUGUCAUUGCUGCAAAAAAUGUUUCUAAAGGAUUAAAAGAGAAAUCCAAGGAUUUGAUGGUCUYGAGAAGGAAGCGAGGAGAUUGGGGAGAGUACGAUUUAGCGCAUGCGUGGUCGCCCGAGGAUUUUGCAAAUGAUGAUGGCCGCUCAAGUAGAAACACUGUCAGUAGACUGGAACGAGAAGAAACUAGCGCUAGUGAUUUCUUUGUUAACAUGCCGAGACCUUACGUCAUGAAACCGGUGAAGCUUUUCCAGGAAUACAAAGUUAAAGCUAUAAUCAAAGAUAUCCUGGAAGAAAAUCUUGAAAACAAAGUGUACGACCCCAACCAAUGCAAACAGCUGACCGUACAACUUUCAGACCAACUAAAAGAGCGAGUCAAACGAUUGCGUUACCCACGUUACAAAUAUGUAUGUCACGUAAUCAUCGGAGAUGUGAACAACCAGGAUGUCCGCAUCGCAAGUAGAGGUGCUUGGGAUUCAUCUGUAGAUAGUUAUGCAGUGCAUGAGUUUAAAAACUUUACAUUUUAUGCUGUCGGCAUUGUAUUUGCAAUAUAUUGUGAAUAAGUAGAGCGACAGUACAGGAACGCUUUCGUGCAUGCGCCGUGCAUUUUAGCGCAGAAACUCAGAUUUGCGACAGGGCAGAAAAACGACAACCCCGCUCACGAUUUUUUUUAUUUAACUGAGUUUAAUACUCCAAAUGUUUAAGCGUUUAAUUUGUGUUACUGCUGCUUGAGACUUGUGACGAAAUAUUGUCGAAUUAGAGUAAAUCUACUUAUUAGUAUUCACGAAAAUGUCAGUUUUUUU